AUCGACCUCGCCGGCACGAUGUGGCACAGCGUCCACCACAGCGCCACCAUGUGCCCGUGGGUGGUGCUCUUCUACAACGACGGGUGUGGGCACUGCAGAUCCACGGCACGCAAAAAGAACAGCUUUGCCACACGAAUGGAGGACUGCUAUGAGGAGGAAGACCCGUUGCGAAUGGCCACUGUGGCCGCUAUAAACUGUGCUGUUGAAAUAAGUACAUGUCGUGAUAAUAGAAUCCUUACAGUGCCUAAACUUGUUCUGUUUGUUCCACCUAACUGUAGUAAUAAGGCUGGUGUGGUUUGUGAUGCUGAUAUGAUGCAGUUUAUUCCUUUGGAUCAUAGUAAUGAUGGUUUUUCAAGACUUCGUCAAGAGACUCGUCGCUUGAUUAAACAAACUAUGCAUUUUGAUGGUGCUUCUAUUGAGCGGUGUGUUCAAAUGCGUCAUGCACUUUAUGAUGCGAAAAGUGAUUGGAUUAAACGUGGUUCUUCCUCUUUAUCUCAGUUUGUUGAAACAACUAAGUUAUAUCCUACAGAUAUUGCGGGUGCUUUUUUUUCUACGUUAUUAAAUGAAGUACCUCUUGUGGGUCUUAACCCACCGGAUCGGCUACAAGCACUCAAAGAUUUUCUUCGUCUUGUUGAACAUGCACUCCCUGGUCUUGAGGCUGCUUCUGUACUUGAUGUUGUGCGAAAUUUUGAGAGUGGUGAAGAGUUUUCUGUUCCACGUUGGCAGAGUGCUGUGAUUGCUGCACAUAUUCCUUUUGAGGGGAAACCCCGUGCGGUGCAGUGGCGCACGUGUAGCGGUUCAUCUUCAGAGUAUCGUGGAUUUCCUUGCGCCAUGUGGCUUCUUUACCAUUCCCUUACAGCUAACGCUGACAAGGAGGCUAAUCCACUUGAGAUAAUACAAAAUUAUGUGCGUUAUUUCUUUUCAUGUGAGCAUUGUCGAGAACAUUUUUUACAAUUUGAUUUCAAACUUGAUGAUGAUCCUCUCUUACAAUUAUGGCGUGCCCACAAUAAUGUAAACGCUCGGUUGGCAAUAGAAAAUACCAGCAAUGACCCAUUAGUUCCAAAACAGCAAUUUCCUACUCGAACAAUGUGCCCUGAGUGCUACAAUUCUUUGGGUACCUUUGAUGAACAAGCGGUGGUCAAGUUUCUUCAGAGAAGAUAUGAAUGGGAUCCUGAUGCCGUCUCCUGGAAAAUUGGUGAUGGUGGUGGUGGUGGUGGAGUUGAUGCUGGCGAGUCGCCUAAUAUUAUAUCUAAGGGAACAUUAGUUCCCCCAACUGAUGUUCAUAAGGAAAAUGAGGAAGUUGUGCGUCGUGAUCCGAUUCCAAUUCAUGUUUUUCUGACUGGUUUUGUGAUUGUCACGGCCGUGGGUGCUGGAAUUCUCCGUAUUCGCGGAAAGUAUAUAUCAUCUCACACUAGCCAUCGGCAUCGUAUGAGAGUGUGA
Trypanosoma theileri is the source of this 1440-nucleotide messenger RNA. RefSeq names its product putative quiescin sulfhydryl oxidase. Gene Ontology annotation, molecular function: flavin-dependent sulfhydryl oxidase activity; protein disulfide isomerase activity. NCBI's taxonomy places the organism in Eukaryota, Euglenozoa, Kinetoplastea, Trypanosomatida, Trypanosomatidae. The record is from RefSeq and is a predicted model, not a curated record. Gene Ontology annotation, cellular component: Golgi membrane. The transcript has a single exon. The annotation marks the transcript as partial. Gene Ontology annotation, biological process: protein folding.